AUGGCGCCGACGCCCGAAGAGUUUGAGUCUUCGGUAUUGCCGGAUCGACCAUGCCUUUUGAACGACAAGUUCAAGGUCCACUCCUAUGAUGGAGGAGCGUUUAAAAGCAAGGGUCAGUACGACAUCAAGAAUGUUUUGGUUCCAUUGCUUGAGCCCUUCCAUUGCUCUUCAAGUGGAACGAAGUUCAACCUGGUCUUGAAAUGUGCCGACGACUUCACGCUGACCCACUUCUAUGUUAGUGGUCCUGGGCCUCGUUGCACAGAGCCGAUCAAGAGUGGUCUAGUUUCUCGGAAGCAAGCAGCCACGCAAGUUGAACGGCUGAAAAAGUACGACUCCAUGUGUGCCGAAGAAUUGCUUGAAAUAGUAAAAGGAUUGAGAACAUAUAGCUCCAGCGAGCAAGCCGGCAGUGUUCUUGACCCGUGCUUGUACUUCACGACGGACUCAACCUCCAGGGAGGCAGAGCUGGAGUUGCCCAAGUGGCGAGAAGGCAAGUAUGUCGUUGUGAAAUUCCUGGAUACGCACAAGGACCAAGGCAAUAUUGACGUUGGCAUUGUGGGGAUGAUCGGUUACUUCGGCAGGCAUGCCAAGAAGCAGAUUCCCCUUGGCCCAUGGAUGAAACGAACGGCCCGCCAGGUUUGGGUGCACCCAAAUGCACUGAAAAGCAUGUUUUCCUCCAGUGGAUGGGUGUGUGAUGGUCGCGAUUUCACUGGAGGUUGCCGCAGCGGUCAGACAGAUUUUCACCAAACGAACGUCUAUACAGUCACUUUUCGGUGCACCACGAGUGGCUUUGAUCUCUGUGAGAAGUGUGCGUACGAUCCAACUCUGGGACAGGUCAAUGAAUCUUCGAUUCGAUCUGAUCUGGAGGCCCUUACUGACCCCUCGCUCUGCAAGCUUGGUGCCACUCGCUUGAGGAAUCUCUGGCGGCGAAACUGGGCCGAAGCACUGCCCAGGCUUGGGAUCUUUGACAUCCUUUGA
Symbiodinium necroappetens is the source of this 975-nucleotide messenger RNA. Lineage: Eukaryota; Dinophyceae; Suessiales; Symbiodiniaceae. The record is from the annotation of a GenBank genome assembly.